This is a messenger RNA of Nannospalax galili (Upper Galilee mountains blind mole rat), 1253 nucleotides long. RefSeq names its product coatomer subunit beta'-like. The record is from RefSeq and is a predicted model, not a curated record. The coding region runs from base 506 to 994 and encodes 162 amino acids. Lineage: Eukaryota; Metazoa; Chordata; Mammalia; Rodentia; Spalacidae. The transcript has 5 exons.
AAAAUUUUUUUCUUGAGGUGCUGGGGAAUUGGUUUGUGCACACUAGACGUAUAUUCCAUUACUGAGCUACACUCCCAGGCCCAUCAUAAAACUCAGAAUGCAUGCCUCGCCUGUCAUAACUCCCCUUGAAAAGCUACUUUAGUCUUAUGACCUAUUGAAACAAAAUAAGCUGAAAGUGGUCACAAAAGCUGUCUUAUCUCACCUCCCUGAAAUCCACUGACUGUUCAACAUUAAGAUAAAUAAAGAGCUAGGCAUGGUGGCACGCCUUUAAUCCCUGGGGCGGGGGGCGGGGCAGAACAGGCAGAUCUCUGGGAUAGCGAGGUCUAGGCCAGCUGGGAUUAUAGGGAGAUCCUGUCUCAAAAAGAAUUAGUAAAGACUCAGCAACAGAAAUGAAAUUAAUGCAUAAGAACAAGGGUAUGGAGGGGAUUUUAUAACUUUGCAACAGGAAGUGCAUUACUGUUACUGUAUAGUCACUGCCUCUUCCUUGACUCCUCAGGCUUGACGCAUGCCUAGAGCUCUUGAUCAGAACAGGAAGACUGCCAGAGGCUGCCUUCCUGGCCCGAACAGCCAGGUUUCAAGGGUAGUGAAACUUUGGAGGGAGAAUCUCUCAAAAGUCAACCAGAAAGCAGCAGAAUCCCUUGCUGAUCCAACAGAGUACGAAAACCUUUUCCCUGGGUUAAAGGAAGCCUUUGUUGUUGAAGAAUGGGUGAAGGAGACACGUGCUGAUCUGUGGCCAGCCAAGCAGUACCCUCUUGUCACGCCAAAUGAAGAGAGAAAUGUUAUGGAGGAGGCAGAAGGCUUCCAGCCCACAAAAAUGUCAGCUCAGCAGGAAACCGACGAGAAACCUGCUUCUCCCACUCCAGUUAUGGCCUCCCAAACUGCCCACAAAGAAGAAAAGAGCUUACUAGAACUAGACGUUGAUUUGGAUAAUUUGGAAUUAGAAGAUAUUGAUACAACAGACAUCAAUCUGGAUGAAGAUAUUCUGGAUGACUGAACGUAGUUUGCCAUGUACUAGAGUAAACAGAUCAUUAUGAUGUAUAGGAGUUGAUCACCACCCUGACCACAGUGCCAGUGCUUGAACUCUGGAAAUUUUUGAUUUGUACAUGUAAACACUGUGGACCAAGGAGAGCACAAUGACUUCCUCACCUUCAGAGUUGAUGGGCAGCUUUAAUCACUGUGUUAACUGAGAGACAUGGGCUUUUUUUUUUUCAUACUGUCAUCAUUACCAUAUCUCAUAAAGUCUUUUAAAUUAA